Hypomesus transpacificus is the source of this 2421-nucleotide messenger RNA. Its product is annotated as kinesin light chain 1-like. Gene Ontology annotation, molecular function: kinesin binding. The record is from RefSeq and is a predicted model, not a curated record. Gene Ontology annotation, biological process: axo-dendritic transport. Lineage: Eukaryota; Metazoa; Chordata; Actinopteri; Osmeriformes; Osmeridae. Gene Ontology annotation, cellular component: kinesin complex; cytoplasm; membrane-bounded organelle. The coding region runs from base 155 to 1987 and encodes 610 amino acids. The transcript has 14 exons.
UUCUGCGGGGCCGGGGGGCAAAAUCCAAAUGAGUGAAAUUUAAAGCAAGUUUAGGGUUCCUGGGCUACAACACGAUCUCUGGAAAUAAUGACCAUAGUUGAAGGAACAACUUGUCUUUAUAAUUGCAGGCUAAGGAGAUAACUACAUCACGAGGAUGCAUGAGAAUGCGCCCGCCCUUGUGGUCCCUCAGACGGCGUUGCCCGACAGACUCUCCCAGGAUGAGAUGCUGGCCCAGACCAGACAGGUGAUCCAGGGCCUGGAGGCUCUAAGGCAGGAGCACCACUCCCUCCUGGAGGGCUUCCUGGGAAGCCUGAACUGCCUGGAGGAGGGGGGGGAGAAGGAGAACACUGACCCCCAUCAUGAGGACCGAUCCCCGGCAGAGGACAAGGCCCAAGGCAUCCGGAGGUCUUUGGAAACCCUGGAGCUGGGCCUCAGUGAAGCUCAGGUGUUGCUAGCCCUGUCGGCCCACCUGAGCUCAGUGGAGGCGGAGCGCCACAAGCUCCGCGCCCAGGUGCGCCGGCUGUGCCAGGAGAACCAGUGGCUGAGGGACGAGCUGGCGGGGGCCCAGCGGAGGCUGCAAGAGAGCGAGCAGAACGUGGCGCAGCUGGAGGAGGACCGGAGGCACCUGGAGUUCAUGAGCCGCCUCAGGCGCUACGACGACGACGGCGGCGGCGCCAGCCUCUCGACCUCGGGAGAAAAUGACUCUAGCAAGGAGACACUGGAAGACCUCUUCCCAAAUGAGGAAGAGGAGGACCAGGGCCAUGCCAUUCAGCAGAGCAGCUGCAGCGCGGGCAUGGCGGCGGCCCAGCAGGGGGGCUACGAGAUCCCGGCCCGCAUCAGGACCCUCCACAACCUGGUGAUCCAGUACGCCUCCCAGGGCCGCUACGAGGUGGCCGUGCCCCUCUGCAAGCAGGCCCUGGAGGACCUGGAGAAGACCUCUGGCCACGACCACCCCGACGUGGCCACCAUGCUCAACAUCCUAGCGCUCGUCUACAGAGACCAAAACAAGUACAAGGAGGCAGCCAACCUGCUCAACGACUCGCUGUCCGUACGGGAGAGGACCCUGGGCAGGGAUCACCCAGCCGUAGCCGCUACGCUCAACAACCUGGCUGUGCUCUACGGGAAGAGUGGCCGGUACAAGGAGGCGGAGCCUCUGUGCAAACGAGCACUGGAGAUCCGAGAGAUGAUGUUAGGUAAGGAGCACCCCGAUGUGGCCAAGCAGCUGAACAACCUGGCCUUGCUGUGUCAGAACCAGGGCAAGUACAGCGAGGUGGAGCAGCACUACCAACGAGCCCUGCACAUCUACCAGAUCAGACUGGGCCCCGACGACCCCAACGUGGUCAAGACUAAGAACAACCUGGCGUCGUGUCACUUGAAACAGGGGAAAUACAAGCAAGCAGAGGCACUGUACAAAGAGAUUCUCACUCACGCUCACAAGAAGAUGAACGAUUCUACAAAUGGAGAGGACAAACCUAUCUGGAUGCAGGCGGAAGAGAGGGAGGAAAAUGGCAAACAGAGCGACGUCCCUUCUUUAAAAAAACGAGGAGUCUGGGACAGAACGGGCACUAUCGACAGUGCCGUCAUGACGAGCACCCUGAGGAACUUGGGCGCCCUCUACAGGCGGCAGGGGAAACUGGAGGCAGCCGAAACGCUGGAGGAAGCAGUCACCGUCAGCCCCAAACAACCCUGUGUGUCUACGCAGAAGGGAAGUGAUGCAGCACAAAUUCAGAAGCAGAGCAGCAGUGAGUCUCUCAGCUCGGAGGUGAUGGUGAAAUAUGACCUACACGGUGGAGAAGAAGUUAGCAUGAGCCUGGAAUGGAACGGGGAUGGUCUGGGCUCUUUGAAGCGCAGCGGCUCCCUCAGUAAGAUCCGCGCCUCCCUGCGUCGUAGCAGCGAGAAGCUGGUGCGGAGGCUCAAGGGAGCUGGAGGGGGGGCCAGCCCUGGAAACGGGGCCGCACGGAGGGUUGAGCCCAAACUCCCCGAAUAGCUGUGCCACAAACCCAUGGAAGUGUCACGAGAGAGGAUUUUUUUUCCCUGUGGUUUUAAGAGGAGAAUGUCGGGAUAUUUUGUCAUGAAAAACAAGUCUGACCAUUCGGUCUGCACAAGUGUUACCUUGGAUGAGACCCGUGAGGGUUGCUUGUUUGAGUUGCCUAUUUGUAUCUUCCAGCAUUUCAUUGAGUCAGUCUAAUAAAUGUGAAGUGUGGGUGCCGACCCACUGUCUUUUGAAGGGUUUAGCAUUUUAACCACUGUUGGGAUACUCACUACAUUGCUGUGCGUGGCCAAGUAAAAUGCUGACAGACAGAUGAAAAUUAAAGGGUUAAAGAGACUGCAGAUUAUUUAGACACAACAAAAUGAACAGUGCAUUGCCUUUUUACCAAGUUGCCAUUUUAAUGUCUCGCUAAGUUCUUGUCUUUAUAUCAA